GUCUAGUGCAUGUUUUCAUAGGGGGAAUUUGAUAAUAAGUGAACGGCCCCUCACUCCACACGCGUAGUCAGGUGCUGCUGCAGCCGUCCUACGCCCACCUACAGAAGGACCGAGGGAGCUCCACUUUCAUCCGAGAUGGCAACAGCAGACCAGCGCUUUGGACAGAGAGAUGGAUCUGAUCAAAACUUUGACUACAUGUUCAAACUCUUGAUCAUUGGCAACAGCAGUGUGGGAAAGACUAGCUUCUUAUUCAGAUAUGCAGAUGACUCCUUCAGCAACUCCUUUGUCAGUACUGUCGGCAUCGACUUUAAGGUGAAGACAGUUUAUAGGAAUGAUAAGAGAGUGAAACUCCAGAUAUGGGAUACAGCUGGACAGGAGCGGUACAGAACUAUUACUACAGCUUACUAUAGAGGAGCCAUGGGCUUCAUCCUCAUGUAUGACAUCACAAAUGAAGAGUCUUUUAAUGCAGUCCAGGACUGGGCAACACAGAUUAAGACCUAUUCUUGGGAUAAUGCUCAGGUGAUAUUAGUGGGAAACAAAUGUGAUAUGGAUGAGGAGAGAGUGGUUCCAUUUGAGAAGGGCAAACACUUAGCUGACCAGUUAGGGUUUGAAUACUACGAAGCAAGUUCCAAGGAGAACAUUAACGUUAGACAAGUGUUUGAGCACUUAGUUGACAUUAUCUGCGUAAAGAUGUCGGAAAGAGUCGAUACUGAUCCAUCCAUGGUCACUGGUGCCAAAACCACCCGGCUAACCGAUAAACCACCACAGCUACCUCAGAAUUGUUGCUGAUUUAAAGCUGUCCUCAUCAGCAGUGGAUCCAAUGUUAUUUGGUUUGAAGUGCUGUUAUGUGGAAAUCAGAACUGACCUUUUAGUUUGUAGCUGUCAAGUAGUUUAGUAAUAAUAGCACACUUGUAAUCUACAGUCCAUAGGAAACUCAAAGCAGGGACUAUAGAGCAAAGCACAAACCUAAGUGGUUCUCAGAACUUCAGUGUUCACUGCCGAAACUAGAUUUAAAACACAAUCUAUCGUGGCACAAACUUGCAAAUCUUAUGGAUUAUAUAUCAAGUGUAGUAUUUAUCAGUAGUUUAAUGGUGGCCACAUGGUGAUAAUUCAUUUAUACAGUACAUAGCUCAAACACAGGCCCAAAAUUAUGCAGAAAGAGUUUUAUUUUCAGGGUUGUUUAAAUGCACUGGUUAUUUAUUUGAUUAGAAGAAAAUACACAUUGUCUGUUGGACUCUGUCUUUUGAAUUGUUGGUACAGUAUGCUUUUAAAGAAGAUGAGCACUAAACAAUCAUCACAUAAUGUCAUGAUUAGAUAUCCAACAAAAUAAAAUAAAAUCACAUCUUACGCAAAAUAAAACAGUAAAUUAUUCCUGUUAUAGCUAGCAUACGUAUCAGAAACCACAUGUAACUGUUAAGUGUAAUAAUUGACUGAACACUCAAUCAACACAUCCCAUAGUCAGGUGAUGUUCAGUUUAAUGAAAAUAUAUUUAUUCUUCACUUAAAUCCUUGAGCUCAUCAUGCCAGGAUGUCUUUAUUUUUCAAAAAAAUAGUAGCAAAUCCCUGUGGAUUGGUGUAUGUAUAACCUACUUUGGAAGUGCUGUUAUGUAUGACUGUUUUAUGUACAGUAAAAUUUGUAUGUACAGCUGCAUUUUUUUCUCUGAGUAGAUAUUUAUUUGUAUGCUGCUGGCUCAUACUGGGAAUAUAUAGAUGUAUCUUUGCUGUCAGUGUAUAUUGAUUUGCAGAUGAUUUGCACUGGGGAGUAAAGUGAAUGGAUUGUUGUGAAUGUUAUUUUAGAUGCAAUUUGUAACAAUAAAAGCACAAAUCGUGUGUA
Molecule: messenger RNA, 1833 nt
Organism: Xyrauchen texanus (razorback sucker)
Lineage: Eukaryota; Metazoa; Chordata; Actinopteri; Cypriniformes; Catostomidae
Product: ras-related protein Rab-3B-like
Exons: 5
Coding region: 136-789 (217 amino acids)
Biological process (GO): protein secretion; protein localization to plasma membrane; regulation of exocytosis
Cellular component (GO): endosome; plasma membrane; synaptic vesicle
Molecular function (GO): GTP binding; GTPase activity
Source: RefSeq, a predicted model, not a curated record